Molecule: messenger RNA, 4788 nt
Organism: Hippocampus comes (tiger tail seahorse)
Lineage: Eukaryota; Metazoa; Chordata; Actinopteri; Syngnathiformes; Syngnathidae
Gene: pde8a
Product: phosphodiesterase 8A
Exons: 22
Coding region: 614-3070 (818 amino acids)
Biological process (GO): signal transduction; regulation of DNA-templated transcription
Molecular function (GO): 3',5'-cyclic-nucleotide phosphodiesterase activity
Source: RefSeq, a predicted model, not a curated record
AAAUUAUUAUUGGAUGGCAUCAGGGUGGAUAAGGACGACUACCAGUGCAAGAUUGCACGGCAGGAAUGGAUAAAACUGUUGCGCGAGGCUGCACUGCGUGUGUGAGAGUGGGUGCGUGUGUGCGUUUGCGUGUGUGAGUGAGAGUGUGUGCUCAGGCCUACUUGAUGACUGAAGUUGAGCACAAAGAAGCAACAUGAAAAAUGGUGAUAUGGUACGAGUGACAAGAAGAGCCUUGGGGGAUCUGAGCUGUCCAGCUGAACUAUAACCCAACUUUUUUUUUCUUUCCACCCGCCAAAGGAGCACUGCUUGCUGCUUUGAUUAAAGAUCGCCAAUUAAGUUCAUGUGAGAAACAAGAGAGAGGAAAUCGGCUUCCUGGUCUGAGGGCCGUGGGGAGAGAGAAAAUUUAUUAUUCAUGUCUCUUUUUAGAGCAAUUACAGAACUGGCUUUGUUGUGGCCCAGAUGACAUAUAUCUAUUUAUAUAUUUAAGCUGAGAGGAUGGACAUUUUGCAUCACUAAAAAAACGACAAGUGAGCAAAUGACACCGUGGUGGCCCUCAAAGUAAAAAAACACUUGCACAAAAACGGACAGAAAAAAGGCUGAAGUGGGUUGAAGCAUGGGCUGUGCUUCAAGUAUUCAUAUCUCUGAUAGGGUGGUCUACCACAGUGGAAAAGAGUCUGAGGAUUCCCACUCGCCCCAGCAGACAAACACUACUCAGCAUCAAGGAAAUCCUGUCUCGGGACUACCCCUCAAACCCCUGAGCUGCAAGACCACAUUAGCAGAGGUGCAAUUCGGACCAAUGAAGUUAUUUAAAGACCCACUUCAGGUACUUUUAGUUUUUGCCAAAGAGGACGGUCAGAGUAAUGGCUUCUGCUGGGCGUGUGAGAAGGCCAACUACAGGUGCAGCAUGGCACGGACGCCCGAGUCGGCCCUCGAAUGCUUCACCGAGAAGCUUCACGACCUCGUCAUCAUUGACCACAGACAUUCCAGACACUUUGACGCUGAAGCACUAUGCCGGUCAAUGAGAGCGGUCAGCUCUUCAGAAAACACUGUGAUAGUAGCUGUUGUGAAGAGGCCAGACAGGGAGGAAGCCUCUGUGAUGCCUCUGAUCAACGCUGGCUUUAAUAGGAGAUAUGUAGAGAAUGCCAAUAUGAUGGCCUGCUAUAAUGAGCUGCUGCAACUGGAGCAUGGAGAGGUGCUCGCACAGUUCAAACUAAGGGCUGGAAAUGCUAUUUUCACAGCUCUAGAACAAAGCCAAGAGGCCAUUGAGAUCACUUCUGAAGAUCAAGUCAUUCAGUAUGUGAAUCCUGCCUAUGAGUCCAUUAUGGGCUACCAACAAGGUGAGCUCAUAGGGAAGGAAAUAAUCGAAGUGCCUAAAAGUGAGAAGAAUAAGCCUGAUCUCCUUGAAACAAUAAACUCCUGCAUCCGGAAAGGAAAGGAGUGGCAAGGGGUUUAUUAUGCCAAAAAGAAGAAUGGAGACAGCAUCCAGCAAAAUGUGAACAUCACACCUGUAAUCGGACAGGGAGGAAAAAUAAGACACUACGUGUCUAUCAACAGGCCUUUAAAUGAUAAUAAUAAGACUGAUAAAUCAAGUGAACGAGUGCAAGCAGAGUCGCAAACAGACAUCCAAUCCAGUAAGCACAAAGACCGGAGGAAAGGCUCUCUGGAUGUGAGAUCCACGACGUCUCGGGGGAGCGACGGGAGCUCACAGCGAAGGCACUCCUCAAUGGCCCGAAUCCACUCCAUGACGAUCGAGGCUCCCAUCACUAAGGUCAUAAACAUCAUCAACGCAGCACAGGAGAGCAGCCCCAUGCCUGUGGCAGAGGCCUUAGAUCGGGUACUUGAGAUCUUAAGGACCACGGAGCUCUACUCCCCACAGCUGGGCACAAAGGACGAAGACCCUCAUACGAAUGACCUUGUUGGCGGACUUAUGACUGAUGGUUUACGGAGGUUGUCAGGAAACGAAUACAUCUUUUCCACAAAACAGCCCCAUCACAUCCCCAGUCACCUGGCCACUCCUCUUUCCCUAAACGACAUCCCCCCUCGUAUAGCUCAGACCAUGGAGAGUGAGGACUCUUGGGACUUUGACAUUUUCAACUUAGAAGCUGCAACCAUGAAACGGCCUUUGACCUUCUUGGGUUUGAAAAUAUUUUCCCGCUUUGGGGUUUGUGAGUACCUCAACUGCCCGGAAGCCACUUUGCGCUCCUGGCUACAAGUGAUUGAAGCCAACUACCACGCCAGUAACUCCUACCACAACUCUUCCCAUGCGGCCGAUGUCCUGCACGCCACCGCGUAUUUUCUGUGCAAGGAGAGAGUCAAGCAAAGCUUAGAUCCCAUUGAUGAAGUGGCUGCCCUGAUUGCUGCCACCGUACACGACGUGGACCACCCGGGCCGCACGAACAGCUUUCUGUGCAACGCGGGAAGCGAGCUGGCAAUCCUCUACAAUGACACUGCUGUACUGGAGAGCCACCACGCAGCUCUCGCCUUCCAGAUCACAACCCGAGAUGAUAAGUGCAACAUAUUUAAGAACAUUGAAAGGAAUGAGUAUCGACAACUCCGCCAGGCAAUCAUUGACAUGGUGCUUGCCACCGAGAUGACCAAGCACUUUGAACAUGUCAACAAAUUUGUCAACAGCAUCAACAAGCCGCUGGCUGCCCUGGAGGAGAACGGGGGUAAUAAUGACGAAGAGUCGGUGAAAAGCAUUUUGACGUCCCCCGAGAAUCGCAUCCUUGUCAAGCGAAUGCUGAUUAAGUGUGCGGACAUCUCCAAUCCAUGCAGGCCUCUGGAGCUGUGUAUAGAAUGGGCUGGGCGCAUUUCAGAGGAGUAUUUUGCACAGACAGACGAAGAGAAGAGGCAAGGCCUUCCAGUGGUCAUGCCUGUCUUUGACAGAAACACAUGUAGCAUCCCAAAGUCGCAGAUUUCUUUUAUAGACUACUUCAUCACGGACAUGUUUGAUGCUUGGGAUGCUUUUGCAGACUUCCCCAAUCUUAUGCAGCACUUGGACAACAACUUCAAGUACUGGAAAGGCCUGGAUGAGCGAAAGCUGCAUAGCCUGCGACCGCCUCCAGAGUAGGCGGUGCAUUCCCCCUGCUUGUGUUGUGUGGGUGCAUACGGAAAACACAGUCCUCCACAGUGACGUUCUGACAGGCAGCUGCAGCGCUGAUAUCGCCGGCACAUACAAGCUUGUCCGAGGACAACUGUGGAAAUAAAAAACAGACGUGAACACACGACAGCACCCUUUGGAACUUCUCGUGCCUCUCAGGCAUUUGCAGUGUAGCUGGUCAUGACAUGAGAAGGGGGUCCCGGACAGGCCUCGUGGAUAAGCUUCGGUCCCGUGUGCACCAUACGGGGCUGUGAAACUGACCUUGCUGUUUGACGAGAAACUGCUUGUUUACUGAACGAGCCAGCAACACUGGAGGAGAGAAUGGAAACGUGGUGCGAAUAAAUGAAGGUGUUCAAUACGAGUCAGGUCAUACAAUCGCCUCCAUCCUCCAUCCUUAUUCACUCAGUAAGGCAAGACUGCUCCUUAUGCUCCUGGAGGCUGAAAUAUGAAAUAUCUUUUUUUUUUCCUCUCUGCUCAAUAACUGCUCAUGCAUUUCCAUGUGCCCAACAGAAAUGCAUCCAAAUGGCAUACCGUAACUGGCAUGUGGGAGUGGACAAAAACCCUAAUAAUGCAACAAUCAUAGGUGAACAAUGACAUUCUAUUUGGAAUGCUCACUUAUUGAGACUUACCAUAUUUUCCAUUUAAAAUAUCCUAAUUGAACUUGUUGGUCAAUAUGAAAAUAGAGAGGGGGGGGGAAAGCCAAAGCUAAUCAAUUCAGAUAGAACUCACUAUUAUCCAUUUUAUUUUCUUAUCAAGAGUACAGUACCAAUUCCAGACUUUUGUAUUGCACUGUAAACCCUAUUAAAAAUGUUUCCGUUUCGGCGGGUUGGGUUGUUGCAUUGGAGAACAGGCUGUUAUCGUUGAUCAUCAGGAGUUGUCGUGUGGAUGCAAUCAUUGUUGCAACAAGCCUCACUCUCUGGUUUCAUGCUGUAAACCGCUUGACAUUUGACAACAGCAGAGAUAUGUGAAAACCAUUUGGACUUGAAUUUUGUUUUUUUUUUCCUGACAGAAUUUUUUUUGUAUCUGGUUUAUCCUACUGAAAAGACUUGCCUUAUUUUAUACAAUAUUUAUACAGUACAUCCCACUGUGCAACUGCAAGAGACAUCUGGAGUUUUUAUUAUAACAUAGUCAGGUUAUGUUCAAAUAAAUCUCAAUAUUUUUAUAGACUUUUACACUGGAUUUGCAGCAAAUGAGAUCAACCGUUAUAGUGAUCUGAAUACCUGUGAAUUUGGUGGUCACACAGAGCAUGUAUAUCGAAAAAUGAGUUGGUUAAUGACAGAGGAUGUGCAUCAUAGAACUGUCUAUCACUGUUUUGAAGCGGCCUCACAUUGAUUUCAAUCCCAACGUCAUUCUAUUCUGGCCACUUGUCUCCAGCAUCCUUCCGCACGGACCCAGGGAGCAGAUUCAUCUUCAAAGGUGGAUUCAGUUUGAUUACUAAUGAUAUACAUUGAAAAGAUUGUUGCUGAUGAAGAAUAUUUCCUUGUUAAACAGUAUAUAAAUGCCAUCGACAAAUAACGGUUUGUCGUAUGAAGGCGGUUACUUUGUAUGUUAGUUUUUUUUUCUCUGAUGACACAACUGUACACUCAAUCAGAAGUCUUGUUUCUUCCUUCUGAUUCACAUCUUGGUCUGAGGGCACGGAAAAAAUAGAAACUGUUCAAUGAAAAAUAAAAAGAAAUUAUUCAACGGCG